GUCACGCGCGGUGCUGCUCCUCACAUCGGAAGCUGCGGCGGCCGCCUGGCCGAGCCAGGACCAGCCGAUGGAGCUCACCGUCGAGACGGGCGAGGGGCGGCCGGCCAAGGAGCCGGCGCCGCCGCGCUUCAAGGGCGACUUCGACGAGCUCAUCGACCUGGUCGGCCCGUUUGGCCGCUUCCAGUGGCGGCUGUUCUUGCUGAUGCAGCCGCCGUUCGUGUUCCUGGCCUUCACCUACUUCAGUCAGAUCUGGCUAGUGCUGGAGCCUGACCACUGGUGCCGCGUGCCGGCGCUGCAGGCGCGCGGCUGGAGCGACCUGGCCGCCAGAAACCUGACGGCGCCGCUGGAGCAGAACGGUGGGGUGCUGCGCCACUCGCGCUGCUACAUGUACGACGUCAACUUCACCGAUGUCGACCCGGCCUCGUGGGCGCCCGACAACGAGACAGCCGUCGUGCCCUGCCGCCACGGCUGGAGCUACGACUUCUCCGAGAUCUACCCCACCAUUGUGUCCGACAAUGACUGGGUGUGCGACAGCGCCUGGAAGCCGACGCUGGCGUACACCAUGUUCUUCGCCGGCUCCAUGGUGGGCACCAUCGUGUUCAGCUACGUUGCCGACAAGUUCGGCCGACUGCCUUCGCUGGUGCUGGCCAACCUCACCUGUUGCUUGGCCGGCUUCGCCACGGCUUUCUCCACUUCGCUGCCCAUGUUCGCGGUGCUGCGCUUCAUCGUCGGCAUGGGCAACAACCUACAGUGCACGCAGGCCAUCGUUUUGCUGUCCGAGUUCGUCGGCCCGCGCUACCGCGCCAUGGUGGUGAACCUGCCACUGGCCACGUCCUUGUGCGGCGCUAUGGUGGUGCUGCCGUGGAUGGCCAAGCUGCUGUACCACUGGACGUACUUGGCUAUGGCCUCGUCGCUGCCCAUGUCGUUCGUGCUGCUGUACUACGUCUUUCACGUGCCCGAGUCGUGUCGCUGGCUGCAGCACGUGGGUCAGAUCGAGCGCGCCGUCCAAGAAAUGCGCGACAUCGCGCUGGAAAACGGUAAGCAGGUGCCGGACGACACGUGGGAUAGCUUCACAGUUGCGGCCAAACAGCGUCACGAGGGGGAGCUGACUCAGAGUCAUCCGACGCUGCUGGACAUGCUGCGUUUGCCGCGCCUGCGCAGCCGCAUGCUUACGCUCACCAUCGGCACAAUGCUGGUGGCGCUGCAGUUUGACCUGAUCGCGCGCAGCACCGAGCUGGACGUGGACGUGUACACGGCGCAGUCGGUGCUGGGACUGACCGAGGCGCCGGCCGACCUGCUGACCUGGCUGCUGCUGGAGACGCUCGGCCGCCGCUGGACCAUGACCGGCUCGCUGCUGGCCACCAGCGGCCUGGCGCUGACGCUCGCUGCUCUCCUGCGCCGCGGAGACCUCGCUGUCGCCUCUACUUGCGUCGCCUUCUUAUGCCGUUGCGGCGCCACCAUCGCCUAUAACGUGAUCGUGCAGCAACAGAUGGAGCUGGUGCCGACGGUGAUACGCGGCCGCGCGGUGGGCGCCGCGUUCGUGGCCGGCCAUUUCAGCGCCGCGUUCAGCCCGGCCGUGCUGCAGCUGGCGCGGCUGGACCGUGGUCUGCCUUCGUUCGUGCUCGCCACCGUCGCGCUGCUGGGCGCCUGCGUGCUCAGCAUGCUGCCCGAGACGAUGAACCGACCGCUGCCCGACACGUUGGAGCAGGGCGAGCGCUUCGGCAGAGAGCAGCGCUUCUGGCAGUGUUUCUGGCACAACCCCUGGCGCCGCCGACCCGCCGAGAGCGACCGCAAGGGCCACGAAAAUGCCGCACUGGAGGCGGACGAGCAACAGAGGACCGAGAAUGCCGACAUGUGACGUCCAGGUCCACAGCGGUACUCGUGGAAACAUGCUGGAAUGGCUAUGUGCAUCCGCGCUGAAAUAUUGCGCUGAGUGUUUCAAAAGUAUUUCCAAAUUACCAUUGUCACUGACAUUUCACAACGGCAAGAAUGCAAAGGAAAACCACAAGAUGCAUGAAAAACUCAGUCCCGCAGGUGAUAUUCCAAUGUUUAUGCACAGCGCGCGUUCAUGUCACGCAUCUCUAGAGAUGGGAGCAAAUAUCAAAUGUCACACAUAUCUAGAUGGCAUGCUUGCAAAUGUCAAACAAGGGCAUGUAAUAAGGGCAUGGGGAGGCAUUUCAGAAGCGUGGAAAAUUAGUUAAAGACAUUUUUGACUGCGCUAGCUAACCAUAAGGAUGACGAUAUGUUCCAUUAGUUGUCACUAGGCUGUCAUAAAAGUCACAUGUCCACACCACGCUAUGCACUGUCAUUCACGGGCGUUACUAUUUUCACUUUACAUUCAAUCGUAAUGUAACUGUAGUUUGAAGCCUGUGGGUAGUGCCAUUUGGUAGAUCUUUCAUCGCCAGCUGGAGGCGUGCAGCAAGUUGAAACGGGCAUCCACCAUGUAAUCUCAAUAGCCAUGACGGCGGCUGAAUAUUAGGGCUUGUUCCAUCGUAGUCCUAUAUCAGCAUCAACUGUCCGGCUGAGGUAGGCAUCAAAAUCAGCACUCCAAGAAGUUCGUCGGUCCGGAAAACUGUCGUCAUAAGGCUCAUCAAAACCCGUAGGUCCGGAGCAAUGGUGUCUUACGCUCUAUCAAAGGUAUCCCUUAUCCUACGAAAAUAGUCAUGUUUAUUCAUGUUAUUCUAAAGUUUAGGAAUAGCUUCAUCCAAGAAUCAAGGUUCCCCAUUCAGACAUACCUGACAUGUCCUAUGUAUAUGUUCUAAUGUGCACUCGAUAAUGUUUGAAAAUAAUGCCACCAUUGACGUGGACAUUCCAACACGGCCACGCACGCACCACAAAUAUAAUGUAUCCGUCAUCAGCAAUGCCAAUGAGAAAAUUAGAGAGCGACAACAAGAGCGAAAGACCAAAAGCGAGAGCCAGAGCCAGAGCCAGAGCCAGAGCCAGAGCCAGAGCCAGAGGUAGAGCCAGAGCCAGAGCCAGCGCCAGAGCCAGAAAGCCAAGGCCAAGAGACAGGAGCGGAGAGAAAAUUGAGGCUGCAAGGACCAAUCACAAUAUGAGAUCGGUGGCGGCCUCUGGACUUCCUGGCGGCAGGCGC
Molecule: messenger RNA, 3094 nt
Organism: Pollicipes pollicipes
Lineage: Eukaryota; Metazoa; Arthropoda; Thecostraca; Pollicipedomorpha; Pollicipedidae
Product: solute carrier family 22 member 3
Exons: 2
Coding region: 68-1858 (596 amino acids)
Biological process (GO): transmembrane transport
Cellular component (GO): membrane
Molecular function (GO): transmembrane transporter activity
Source: RefSeq, a predicted model, not a curated record